UUGUAUUUCUCAACAUUCCACGAUCGUGAUUGUUUGUGUUUUUUGAUCGCCACGUUUCGUCAGAUUUCAUCAUUCUUGAGGAUCUUACUCCGUUCGGAAUUACGAUUGAAUUAUGGUAUCGAUCGUUGUACCGGCAGUGUUGCGAUUUAGCCGCGUGACAGUCGAUAAUUUGUAUCAAAUGAACAAAAGUGGUCUACGCAGAUUGCCACGUGUAUCUACUGCAUUUUCCUGGCAAAGGCAACAUUUUAGUACAAUAACGGAAGAGAAGAAGCCAGAUUCCACUAAUGUACCUCCUAUGUCCGAGGCUACUGAGAAUGAAAAAAAACUAAAAACCGAACUCGAGCUUAUUAACAAAGAGCUUGCAGAGCUUAAGGAGUCUAAAGACACUCUUGAAGAUAAAUAUAAGAGAGCGUUGGCGGAAGGAGAAAAUAUUAGAGUUAGGCUCACCAAGCAGAUUAAUGACGCCAAACUUUUUGGUAUUCAAGGUUUCUGCAAAGAUCUCUUAGAUGUAGCUGAUGUAUUGGGAAAAGCUACUGAGAGUGUACCAAAGGAUGAGAUAACGGAACGAAAUCCACAUUUAAAAGGUUUAUACGAAGGCUUAGUCAUGACAGAGGCUCAAUUACAUAAAGUUUUCAAGAAGCAUGGCUUAGUUUCAUUGAAUCCAGUAAACGAAAAGUUUGAUCCUAACGAACACGAAGCAUUAUUUCAACAAGAGGUUGAGGGCAAGGAGCCUGGAACAAUUGUAGUUGUAUCAAAAGUAGGAUAUAAAUUGCAUGAGAGAAUAGUGAGACCAGCAUUAGUAGGUGUUGCUAAAGGAUAACUGAUGUAAAGGUGACAUCGCGUGCGUACGUUACAUGAAUCAUUAUAGCGUACGUCGUAUCAUUACACAUGCGUGUGCCGUGUAUCCACGCACGCGGUGCGAAAGUGCGUGCGGGGAUUGAGACGCACAGCCGGUCAUUCUGCGAGAAACCGCCGUGAGCGAGGAGGAAGGAAGAAAGGACUUUCGCUCGUUCGCGACGCACGGGUCGUAUUCUCUCGGACAGCGCGGGUCCAAGCAAGCGCCCGCCGGCUUCCUUCGGCGCGCCGGUGAGUUCUGUCACUCUUGUCGUACGAGUCGACUUUCAACGGCGGCGAAAACCAAAGGAAAAAAAAAAAGAAAAGAAAAGAAGAAAGAAAGCAAGCAAGCAGACAACCUUUGGGAGCUCGCGCGCGCGAGCUACCGGUUGCAGAUCGCUGACACUUCCGGUUUUAGAAUGUGCGCGGCACCGCGCACACAUGACGAUCUUCGUCUUACAGGAUACGUAACAAAAUUAUUCCGUCCGCACCGCCUUUCUGUCUUUCUCUUUCUCCUCCGUCCCUCCCACCGUGGCGGCCCGGCGUAAUGAGGUGAGAUGCGAGAUGCGAGAGGCGAGAGGCGAGAGGCGAGACGACGACGCGAGGAUGAGCAGGAUGGUU
Molecule: messenger RNA, 1455 nt
Organism: Solenopsis invicta (red fire ant)
Lineage: Eukaryota; Metazoa; Arthropoda; Insecta; Hymenoptera; Formicidae
Gene: Roe1
Product: grpE protein homolog 1, mitochondrial
Exons: 5
Coding region: 113-820 (235 amino acids)
Biological process (GO): protein folding; protein import into mitochondrial matrix
Cellular component (GO): PAM complex, Tim23 associated import motor
Molecular function (GO): protein-folding chaperone binding; adenyl-nucleotide exchange factor activity; protein homodimerization activity
Source: RefSeq, a predicted model, not a curated record